Messenger RNA from Letharia columbiana, 351 nucleotides. RefSeq lists its product as uncharacterized. The transcript has a single exon. The record is from RefSeq and is a predicted model, not a curated record. The coding region runs from base 1 to 351 and encodes 116 amino acids. NCBI's taxonomy places the organism in Eukaryota, Fungi, Ascomycota, Lecanoromycetes, Lecanorales, Parmeliaceae.
AUGUCUUUGCAAGACGACAUCGACGGCUUCUGGUUGCGAGUCAGAAGGGCGAGGGAAGCUGUAGGCAGAGCAGAGAAUGAAUUGCUCUUCUUGAAGGAACCUUCUUUGGGCGACCGAUUUAGAAGAUUGAUAGAUGAACUAAAGCGUUUAUUAUUCGAAGAGGCGUACACCGAGGAAAGCAGGACACAAGCGACGUUGGCAGUCGAGGCAGCGCUCAGCGCGGCGGCUGAUCAUAAGGCAACCAGUGGAGAGGUGCCUGACAACCCUGGCAAUAGGUACCUAGAAUCCCAGAAUGAGCCGGCAGUGGAAAGGACGAAUGAAUUUCGAAUGUCAGAGAAACUUAGCACGUGA